This is a messenger RNA of Magallana angulata, 4177 nucleotides long. RefSeq lists its product as uncharacterized. The transcript has 3 exons. Gene Ontology annotation, biological process: regulation of gene expression. The record is from RefSeq and is a predicted model, not a curated record. Gene Ontology annotation, cellular component: nucleus. Bases 1 to 3789 code for a protein of 1262 amino acids. NCBI's taxonomy places the organism in Eukaryota, Metazoa, Mollusca, Bivalvia, Ostreida, Ostreidae.
AUGCCCGAGGUGUUAAGAAAAAAACCCACAACAAUGUCGCAGUCCAUGAAACCGAGGAAAGUUUGUGUUAUAGGCGAUACAUGCAUUGUUUGUGGUUUUUCUUUUGUAAAAUAUGAAAAGAAUGCUAACGGAAAAGAAAUCGUUCAUAAAUUCUAUGAAUCAAAAAUGAGACUGAACGCUGAAAGGAUAUAUUACAUAAAGAAAGUUACUGAACAAUCGGAGGAACUGGAACUUGAACUCGAGGGGUGUAAUGCUGGACUGUGUAGAAAAUGCUUAAGAACGAUCGAAUCAGUAUUUAAAUCGGAGGAGAAAAACAAAGCCACAAAACAAAAAAUAAGAGAAAGUUUUGAUAAGGUGUAUAAAACAGAUACUGUACUACUACCCGCCCCUAGACCUAAACAUAUACUGAGAGUGUCCAACACCUCACCUGUAAACUGUGACAGUCAGUUGGCAAAGUUUAGGAAAAUCGCACCACAGCCUGAGAUCCUGCAUGAAAUCGAUGCAAAACUAAAAGAAGAAGAAACUGGCACUAUGGAGGAAGGUGUCAUUGUGAAAGACGAACCCUUGGAUCCAGAAUAUGAUGAAGCAAUGGGAUCAACAGAAAAUGGAGAAACAGAGACUGAAGAGGAAAGAAACACAUCAAAUGAAGAAUCCAGUCAAAAGUUCAAGUCAAUGUUAAGCAAUAAAGAAACUGGUGAAAAAGCAGUGAAUUCUGUGAUAGAUGAUCUGCUCCAAAAAAAUCACGAAAUCUUGAGCAGUACUGAUACAGCGCUAUACAAACCACGGUCUAAAAGCUGGUACGAGGAGUAUCAGUCCCAAAAGUCAGGACGCAUGCUUCGCCCGAAGAGCCCAACACAGAUUUGUGUCUUGAUGCAGGAAGAUUUGCCGAAUCUGAGUGACUCUCUGGUAGAACUCUCGGUCGGGGACGCCAAUGUAGAAGAUAUUUUUGAAAAGAUGAAACAUGAUGUGGUGUGUGGCUUAGUCUCCAAAUCUUAUGCAGUGAAUAAUGCAGAAAUGAAUAUGCAAAAUAAUUUUAAGUUUUAUUGGUGCAAUUUUUGCCCCUUUAAAAAUGAAAACAAAGAAGUUUUAUUACAACAUGUCAUGGAGCAUCGGUUUCAUUGCAAGUGUUGUAACUACCAGUCAUUUUCUAGAGCAAAUGUUAUAAAUCAUGCUGAACGAACCCAUAACGAAUUUAGAGAAAUUGCGAAGACUCUAAAAUACUGCAUAUUUCAGCCAGAUUUCUUUGCACUUCAAACAAAUGAAAAGAAAAGGCGCAUUGAAAAAAUAUCAGAACCAGCACCAAAAAAAUCCAGAAAGGAUCAGGAGAAACCAUCAGAAAAUGAGGAAUAUGAUGCUUUUGAUAUGGAAGUAGAGGAAGUCGAGGAUGAGAACAAUUACACUCCCAGUAAUAGUGAAUCUACAGACAAAAUCCUGACGCCAAGAACAAAGAAAAAUAUAAAUAUUCCAGUAGUAGGAAAAGUGCCAAAACAUUCUGCCAGCAACAGUUCAAAUAUACCAAAGUCUACAGUGAACCAAUCAUCUGCUGGUACCAAACAGUCCCCUGCUCCUCCCAGUAACCAGCAGCCGGCAUCCAGCGGUAACAUGCAGACUACCACUACAGGCAAGAGUGGUAACACCGUCACCGUGUCCUCCGGACUGUGUUGGAACUGUGGCUACUGUAACUUUGUGACUCUCAGUCAGACAUUCCUCAAAACCCACCUGAACUCCCACCACUCUGGCAAGGCUCACAAGUACGUGGCCAUGCUGGUGUCUUCUCAGGAGGAGAUGAACAAAAUCAAGGAGCGAGACGCAAAGAUGUACACCUCGCCAAACCUCCCACUUCUGUACGGGAAUGUUAACCAGACCCAGGAGAAGACUUUGUCACCACCACUGGAUGGAAGAGGGCUCCCGAGUUCUACCAAAAACUAUGAAUCAGCCACAUCGGCUGUAAUGAAUGAAGAUGGACCAGAGGAGGAGAGUGAUGAUGAAGAGUACAUUCCAGAAGAAGAGAAGAAGAAAUAUCCCCUUACCUACAAGUGCGCACACUGUAACUUUAUUGCCCCAGUAUGCUUCAAAGUCAAAGAGCAUUUACAAAUGAGGCAUCAAGGUUGUGUACUCUAUGCUUUGGAUAUGAGAGCUGUAAAGUUGAAGCAGAGGAGAUAUGUCUUCUUUUGUCAUAGAAAGAACUGUGCAUUUACUACCAAAAAAACUGAAGAAUACCUAAAUCAUUCUGAAAAUUGUACUCCAUGGUUACUUGAUAAUUGUCCAGAAAACGUUGAUUUGCCCAGCAAAAAAUGUUUAGAGUUAACCAGGAACUUCUCCACUAAAAUUUCACAGAAAGCAUUCCAAAUGGCAAAGAACUUUAAGGCCUCUAAAAGUGCUGAGUAUGCCUGUACUCACUGUAGCUAUACCUCCAAUAACAACAUCAGAGUGAAAAAACAUAUUCUGUCAAACCACGAGGACCUGCAAACUGUUCUGAAAGAUUUACAGUCACACAAAUUGAAGAAAAAGACUCAUGUUUACUUCUGCAGGCAUUGUUUAUGGGAAACUAGGAUUGAAGAGUUACUUGACGUUCAUCUCCAAGAAAACCACAAAGAAGAAGAAGAAGAGCAGACAAAUCAGUCAGAGGUAGCUCCUCCUUCUCUGCCUGUCAUUGAACCAGUGGAGAAGAAGACAUCAAAACAAGCCUCUUCUAGACCAGCCUCAUCAAAACCAGACCCUGUGAGUAAAAAAACAGAGGUCAGUCCUGGAGAAGAGGAAGAAGAGGGAAGGGAGGAGGAAGAAAUUGACCUGCACCUGGAAGUUUCUGAGGAAGAGAUGCAGAAAAUGAUGACAGAAUUCGUUAAAGAUGAAGCAGGAAGGGGCGUGUCGCCUGGAAGACCAACUAGAAAGGCUUCCAUAGAGGCGUCGGUUCGAGUGCGAGCUCAAGGGCAUCAGCCCCCGAUGUACAGAUGCAUGCACUGUUUCUACCUAUGCUUUGGAAGUAACCUGAUGAGGAAGCACAUAAGAGCCAAGCACAAGAAGGAAGCUCUUAGAACAGUUGAUGUGAAAAAGAGAAUCUCAAGACAGUUUGCUUAUUACUGCAUUUGCCCACAGGACAACUGCAAAUUUGUUAACACCUGUGAAGAGACAGUUUUAAAUCAUGCAAUAUCUGAGCAUAAAAUUAAAAAAAACCAUCCAGAAAUUCAGAAAAUGCUUCAACCUUUUACAGCUCAGCUAUCUGGCUCCACCGAAUCAACCUCUGUUAGUAGUUGUAAAGUAGUGCCAGCGGUGUCUCCCUUAGUUGGGUUUGAGUGUUUGUACUGCUCCACUAGCUAUGUAACAGAAGAAAUGGGCUUAAUGAAAAACCACAUAAAGGAACAGCACCCUUCUGAAGAGGUUGUAUUCCGUGAUUGUGUGGCUCGAAAGUUACGCAAGUCUUCUCGAAUAUACAUGUGUGAAAGAGACAAUUGUGAUUUUUAUAACAGUGAACAGAAAGAGCUUGAGUUGCACAAGCUUGCACACGAGAAAGCCAACAUUUUUGAGUGCUCGAAAUGUCAGUGGUUUACCACCACCACAGACUCGGUUCAAACCCACAUGGAAACCGUGCACUGCGGCGAAGAAGUCACCACAAUCGACAUGAGUCUGGAUUUGGAUAAGCAUGGCCAGGUGAUCAAGAGAGUGGGAGGAAUGAUCAUCAAACAAGAAAAACAGGCCGUAGAAGAUCCAGACACAGAACCAGUUUAUUCAGAAAAGGAGGCUCCAGUACUGGAUGACAUAGUGGUCAAACAAGAACCUCUUGAUUCAUAGGGCAGCAAUUUAGAGUCAUCAAAAAGUCCUGCAGGAGAUCCAGACCUUGUGUAUUUUUUUUUUAUUUUUGCAAAUUAUACUUCAUGUUCAUCAUGUUAUUUGAUUCUGAUUAAUAUUCAAUUGAUAUGCUGAGUGCAAAUUUUUCUUAUUUGGGAAAAAAUUUCAGUAUUAUAACAAAAACUAUUAGGUGCUUUAAAACCAAUGUGUUCAGGAUAAUGGUCAUGCUUUUAUUUCUGUAAACAUCUACUUAAUGAAUAUUUAACUGUACAUAGUAAGGUUUAUCAAUAAUGUACUAUGAUGUCCAAUACUAAUUAACAGCUUUUAUGUUGAUAGAUACAAAUGUGCAUUGGAAAAUGGAAAUGCAUUUUAUAAUAAAAACUUAAUUAUG